Messenger RNA from Suillus discolor, 1694 nucleotides. Its product is annotated as MFS general substrate transporter. NCBI's taxonomy places the organism in Eukaryota, Fungi, Basidiomycota, Agaricomycetes, Boletales, Suillaceae. The coding region runs from base 93 to 1445 and encodes 450 amino acids. The transcript is spliced from 12 exons. The record is from RefSeq and is a predicted model, not a curated record. Gene Ontology annotation, cellular component: membrane.
CACUCAAUCUUCAAUUUCCGUUUCUGAGUCAUAACAUUGGAUCCAGGAACAUCCUUAGGUUGCAGUUCACGUAUACGGAUUCAGAACCCAUUAUGCAGACGACGACGAUCAGUGAGGGCCAUACGGUUUCGCAUCAUCCGACAUUUGACCCCCAUCACAAUCUCAAAGAGAGCGACAAACACAACGAACGAAUUGAAGUGCGAGUGGGGUCGUCUGCAAGUGAUUCAAUAGCAGUAUCUAUCCCUGACCUGAAAUCACAAACGAAACAUCAGCGGCUGCGCGCACGAGUGCAAUUUGCGACAAUUUGUGGGUCGAUGUACCUAGCUGGAUGGAAUGAUGGGACAACUGGUCCAUUGCUCCCUCGGAUACAGAAAGUGUAUGGCUUGAAUUUCAUGGUCGUAUCCCUGAUAUUCGUGUUCGCAUGUGUUGGUUUCCUAUCUGGAGCAUUCGCAAAUAUGUACCUAGACGGCAGAUUCGGUUUCGGAAAGUUCACACAAUCAAAUGGUUUUGUGGCUAGUCUCAAGGAUAGUCCCGAGGUGAAAAUGGGGAUCCUCCAUGCGGUAUAUGGUGCUGGCGCUUUGUCGUCCCCUUUGGCAGCAACGCAGUUUGCUCAGCUUCCGCAUUGGUCAUUUCACUACCUGUGCAGCCUUGGUAUUGCGUUCACAAACACUGUAUUGUUGAUUGCAGUCUUCGGGCUGAAAACGCAGGAUGAGUGCCUCGCUCAGAUUGGACAGCCAGCAGGCGAAAAGGGAACGAAUGAAAAGAGCCGGUUCAGCCAGAUAUUGCGACUCAGAGAAGUGCACCUCAUCGCCUUCUUCAUUUUGAUAUAUGUAGGAGUGGAGGUCACAGUGGGCGGCUGGAUGGUGACGUACAUAAUCGACGUGCGCGGAGGAGGUCCAAGUUCGGGAUAUAUAUCAUCAGGGUUUUUCGGAGGUAUCAUGAUUGGCCGUGUCGGUCUUUUGUGGGUGAACAAAAAGGCAAGUCUCUAUCCUAUUUAUAGCAUGCAACAUAGAUAUCAAAGGUUACAGGUUGGGGAACGUCGUGUUGUGUUCAUUUACGCCAUCCUGGCGAUUGGGCUGGAACUAAUAGUAUGGCUGGUGCCUUCGAUCAUUGGUGGAGGCGUUGCGAUCUCCAUCAUUGGUAUGAUUUUGGGGCCGAUGUAUCCCAUCGCUAUGAUGCACGCAGUACGAAUCCUCCCCGAGUGGCUCGUCACAGGGUCAAUUAGCUGGAUAGCAGGCUUCGGGCAGGCAGGUUCUGCGCUCUUGCCAUUCUUAAACGGUGCCAUUGCAACGAAGACGGGAAUCAAGAGUUUGCAGCCAUUUCUCGUCUCGAUGAUGGUGUUAAUGAUCGUCUUAUGGGCUUUGGUGCCGGGAACUGCUAGGAGACCCAAUGAUAUAUGCUCCGUUCGCCAUGUCUUGCGGCAUGUGGCAGUGGAUCUAUCAUGACCUCCACCCCUGAGUGUCAGCGAAUUCUGUAUGGCCACAUUUUGUCUUAGAUCAUCGAGUCGAUUGAAACCAGUUUUUUGUUAAGGUGGAGCAAGAGCAGGAGAUUGACGUGUCGGGGAAAGGGACGAUCAAUCUUCAAGAGAGAAGACCAAGAUAGGGACGUUCGUAAAGGGUAGCGAGAAUGAGUUAUUUUUUGAGUUGGUGUGGAUGACGGAAUGCGACUCACUCAGGCUUCUUUUGCCUCGGCUG